AUGGAAUCCAGCUCAAAUGCAACACGGCAAAUCCCGACGGCUUCGACCGACCAAGAGGAUAAUAAAGAAGGUGCAACUAGUUCGGAAAGCUCCGAGGAUUUGGCAUGCUGCGGUAAGGCAACGUGCUGCGUUUGCUUCCGUGACGUAUUGGUGACGUCACCGUUGGUCAAAAGAUGCGAGGCUCUAACCUGGGGGACGAUAUUCUCGAGCGUCAUCGCCUGCAUGUCGCCAGUCGUUACGGUCAAUUGCCUUUUGGCGCUCGCUGAUCAGGGAUUCGGCGAAGACAAGGACAUUUCGGGGAUGCUGUGCGCGGCCUGUUCGAUAGACGGUGUUCACAUCGUCGCCAUAUUUUCAGUAGCGUUUUCAGUUGUUUUUGACGAUUUCGACGGCGACAAAUGGUGGUCUUACCUGCCUCGGGGGCUUCGCGAUAUGGCCUUUGGACUUUUCUUCGGAACCAGUUUAGGCCUGUUUUUGAUAUUCUUUCCUCACCAGAACCACAAAUACGCGACGUUCUAUCGCGUACUCAAUUUAUCCCUCGGUGCACUGUGCUUCAGCGUUGGAGCAAGUUCGUUCGUUAUAACUGGCGGUGGAUUUCUGGCUACGGUCUUCAUGAGUUUUAUCGCAUGCACUGGGUGGAAAAUAAUAAUUACUAAAUUCGACGUUGCUUCAAUCCGGAAAUUGGUGGGAAUAAUUUGGCACAUAUUGCAGCCAGCGUUAUGCGGUGUUAUUGGAGCUGAUGUGAAUUUUUCGCAUUGGACGGUAAUCCGGACGGGUCUCUACACAGCCUGCAUUUUAAUGGGUCUUUUAGCUCGCCUGAGUUGCGCCAUAUUGUCAACUUUGAAAAUGCCGUUCACCAUCGGUGAAAGAAUUUUCGUCGCCGUGUCUUGGCUGCCCAAAGGCACAGUCCAGGCUGCUCUGGCUCCGAUGGCUUACGAGCACGCUUUGGCAAAGAAUAACACGAGGGAAUUGGAGCUCGCUGAAGACGUUUUGAAGGUGUCCGUGUUGGCGAUUUUGUUCUUGGCUCCAAUCGGCGCGAUGAUUAUGAUGAUUACCGGUCCUCACUUGCUCAGUCGAAUUUCAGCGGAUGCAAUAGAGGAGCGCAGAUUACAGAGUUUGAGGACGUUGACCAUGAAAGUCAAAGCGAAAAAUCCGGACACUUGA
Messenger RNA from Diprion similis, 1161 nucleotides. RefSeq names its product putative SLC9B1-like protein SLC9B1P1. The transcript is spliced from 8 exons. Bases 1 to 1161 code for a protein of 386 amino acids. Lineage: Eukaryota; Metazoa; Arthropoda; Insecta; Hymenoptera; Diprionidae. The record is from RefSeq and is a predicted model, not a curated record.